AUGAGAUCAGUGGAGGAUAAGGUAUCCCGCGGGCCCCACCGGGCUGGAGGGGCCCUCGGAAAACCGGCCCCGUCCAAGUGGGACGACGCUCAGAAAUGGCUCGUGAACCUCUCGAGGGGCGCCGAGAAGAGCCACCCCAAGUCCUCCCCACGCAACUCCAACGCGGACGACACGCGGCUGAUCGGGCCCCCGGUCACCGACGAGCCCGGUUCGGUCGAGGUGGUGGAGACCAAGAAUGUGGUGACCGGGCCCACCUACUCGACCGUCCGCCCGAUCUGCCUCCGGGACAUGGGGACUGAGAUGACCCCAAUCGCUAGCCAGGAGCCUUCGCGGGCCGCAACCCCCAUCCGGGCCGUGAGCCCGGUCUCGUCUGGGCCUUCUAGCCCGGUCUCGUUGGGCCCAGAUGGGGCUGAGGGUUUGAAUGGCGGGAGCACGAGUGAGAGGAGACACGGUGAGUCGGGUCAGGUCGGGCCCACGGGUGAGGAUGGGUCGAAAAAAAUGAGCCCUAUGGAAGUCGAGGCCAUGGCUUGGGAGGAAGCCGAGCGAGCUAAAUACACGGCAAGGUUUAAACGGGAAGAGGUGAAGAUUCAAGCUUGGGAGAAUCAUCAAAAGAGGAAAGCCGAAAUGGAGAAUCGAAAAGUUGAGGUGAAGGCAGAGAGACUUAAAUCGAGGGCGCAAGAGAAGUACAACAGCCGAAUAGCAGCGACUCGGAGGAUAGCCGAGGAAAAACGAGCUAAUGCAGAGGCUAAACUUCAAGAAAAGGCUAUGAAAACCUCCGAGAGAGCAGAUUAUAUAAGAAGAAAUGGGCAUCUUCCAUCUUUUUUCUCCUUCAAGUUAUUGCAUUCUUUCUGCUGGUAG
Molecule: messenger RNA, 858 nt
Organism: Striga hermonthica
Lineage: Eukaryota; Viridiplantae; Streptophyta; Magnoliopsida; Lamiales; Orobanchaceae
Source: the annotation of a GenBank genome assembly